Molecule: messenger RNA, 723 nt
Organism: Oldenlandia corymbosa var. corymbosa
Lineage: Eukaryota; Viridiplantae; Streptophyta; Magnoliopsida; Gentianales; Rubiaceae
Source: the annotation of a GenBank genome assembly
AUGAUAGAAGAAAAGUUGCGUGUGAUGAAACUAGAGGGGCAAAGGUUAACUGCGACUAUCGAAUAUCGCAGGUUGCUUGCUCAAAAGAAGAUUUCCGGAGACCCAUUGUCUGAAGAAUGUGUCAAAAGGCUCUUUGCUUCUCUUAGUAUAAAAAUUGAGAACCUCAAGAAGAAGAUAGAUGAAACAGAGAUAAGUAGUAAUAAUAAUAAGAAGAAGAAGAAGAAGAAGAAGAGGGAGAUGAGGCUGUCAUUGUACAUGCAAAAAAGCGAGAAGCUUUCAGAGAUUAAGGAAUUAGACGAGAAGAUAAAUAAGGAUAACAGAAGUUAUGAAAAGCUGGAAAAGAGCCUCCAUUCGUUAGAGGAGAAGUUGUUCCCGGAUUUGCGAAAGUUGCGAGUGUUGAGACCUUACCAAUCCAUAAAAUCUGGGGAUGAUUUCCACCUGGUUUACUACAUGUGCCUUUACGGUGGCAAAUCAGUGGCUUUUGCCAUAGGGAGUGGUGCACAGAGGGAUCCGGACCAGGUUGCUCUUCUCAGAGCUAGAUUCGAAGCUGAUUUCGGCUGCGCUCGCUUGUCGGAGAUUGUGGGGACAAACGGUUUGGAAGCUGGGAAACUCUAUAUGGCUGAACCAUUUGAGGAUGAGAAGAAGAAGAAGAGGAAGGUGAGUGUUGAUGUGGUGGAGAAGAGUAGAUGGGCUGAAUAUGGUUUCUGUGGGAGUGAUGAUUGA